CCCCCAAGGCGUUGCGUCUGCGUGUCCCCUCCCCCACUCUCGCCGAGCCAUUCGAUUCCUCUCUCUCCGCGCGCCCCCCACGCGAAUCGCCGCCAUUUCGCCGAUUCCGGCCGCCGCCUAGGGUUUCGGUCCCAGCGGCGCCGGAGGGUUACGGCCGUGGGUCGCGCUCCAAGCGUGUCGCGCUGAGGCCGGAGGUGGAGUGGCGGUUCUCCGUGAAGCGGAGGUGGCGGUGGUUGUGGUCCCGGUGGCUGCGGAGCGGGGUCUCCGGCGAGCGAGUCUUUCCGACGCCGCGGCUGCGCGGGGGUCGAUGUGGAGGUAGUGCGGCAGUGGGGGGAGAAUAAGUGGCUGCGGCGGCGGAAGGCGGGCUGGCGGAGGCAGCCAUGUUUUUCAGCAGGCUCGAUGACUCGCCCAUGUUCAGGAAGCAGAUGCAAUCACUUGAAGAAGGUGCUGAAUUGCUAAGAGAAAGAUGUUUCAAGUUUCACAAAGGUUGCCGGAAAUACACGGAAGGACUAGGGGAAGCAUAUGAUGGAGAUAUUGCGUUCGCAAGUUCACUUGAAACUUUUGGAGGGGGUCAUAAUGAUCCAAUCAGUGUUGCAUUUGGAGGGCCUGUUAUGACCAAAUUUACAAUUGCCUUGAGAGAAAUUGGAACAUACAAAGAAGUAUUGCGCUCCCAGGUUGAGCAUAUGCUAAAUGACAAGCUGCUCCAGUUUGUGGACAUUGAUUUACAUGAAAUGAAGGAUGCUAGGAAACGUUUUGACAAGGCUAGCCUUCUUUAUGACCAGGCUCGUGAGAAGUAUUUAUCCUUGAAGAAAGGUACAAGGACUGACGUAGCAACUGCUGUAGAGGACGAGCUCCACAGUGCCAGAUCUUCAUUUGAACAAGCUCGUUUCAAUCUGGUGACUUCGCUUUCAAAUAUCGAGGCUAAGAAGAGGUUUGAAUUUUUGGAGGCUGUUAGUGGGACAAUGGACGCGCAUCUUCGUUAUUUCAAACAAGGAUAUGAACUCCUACAUCAGAUGGAACCAUAUAUCAACCAAGUUCUUGCUUAUGCACAGCAAUCAAGAGAAAGGUCUAACUAUGAGCAGGCUGCUCUUGUUGAGAGAAUGCAAGAGUUCAAACGACAAAUUGAUCGGGAAAGUCGGUGGUCACCAAAUGGAAUGAACGAUUCCCCUAAUGGUGAUGGAAUACAAGCAAUUGGUAGAAGUUCUCAUAAGAUGAUUGAGGCAGUGAUGCAAUCAGCUUCAAAGGGCAAGGUUCAGACUAUUCGACAAGGCUAUCUUUCUAAGAGAUCUUCAAAUUUGAGAGGUGACUGGAAAAGGAGGUUCUUUGUACUCGACAGUCGAGGAAUGUUAUACUAUUAUCGCAAGCAAAACAGUAGGCCAUCUAGCGGUUAUUCUAAUCAAAGAACUAGCACUCCCUCCGAACAUGGUUCUGGGUUGCUCAGCAGAUGGUUUUCAUCUCAUUACCAUGGAGGCGUGCAUGAUGAGAAAUCUGUUGCACGCCAUACUGUAAACUUGCUAACAUCGACCAUUAAAGUUGAUGCAGACCAAUCAGACUUGCGGUUCUGCUUCAGAAUAAUUUCUCCCACAAAGAACUAUACAUUGCAGGCAGAGAGUGCAAUGGAUCAGAUGGAUUGGAUUGAAAAAAUUACUGGCGUCAUCGCUUCUUUGCUGAGCUCCCAGUCCCCUGAACGGCGUCUUCUGCUGAGCCCUAAGGGCAGCAGCCAUCAUCGAACUGCCAGCGAAAGCAGUUCUUUCAGUAGCUCAACAGAACUUGAACAUUCAAUAAGUGAAGAUUGCAUGCUGGAAAAGAACUCAGGAAGUGGUUAUUUCGAUCAUUCUGCCAGGGGUACACAGCAUCACCGAACAAGCAUGAUGAAGCCUGAUAAGCCAAUUGACUUGCUUAGGAAAGUGGCUGGCAAUGGUAACUGUGCUGACUGUGGUGCUGCAGAGCCUGAUUGGGCAUCCCUGAACCUUGGAAUUCUUUUAUGCAUAGAGUGUUCUGGGGUACACAGAAAUAUGGGUGUGCAUAUAUCUAAGGUAAGAUCCCUGACGCUUGAUGUCAGGGUUUGGGAGCUAUCUGUAAUCAAUCUCUUUCAGUCAUUAGGCAACACGUUUGCCAAUACUGUCUGGGAAGGAAUGUUACCUUCGUCAAGCUGCGCUGACCAUGGUGAUAUUUCAAGGGCUGAUGAAUUAGAAAACACAUUGCAUGGCUUUACACUCAGCAAGCCUAAACAAUCUGAUCCUAUUACCGUGAAGGAGAAAUUUAUUCAUGCCAAGUAUGCUGAAAAGGAUUUUGUGCGGAAGCAUAAUGUGGAUGAGAUUCAGCUAGCACAACUGAUGUGGGAUAAUGUAAGUUCAAACAACAAAAAGGGGGUGUACAGUCUGAUUGUGGGGUCAAAUGCCGAUGUAAAUUUUUCUUACGGACAUACAUCAUUCAAUUCGGCUUUGACUCUGGGAAAAGCGCUCCUCCUACAAGAGCAACCAGCUUCACCAUCAAAUGGAAGUUCUAGAUGUUUUGAUCGCAAUCCGCUUGAGAAGGAUUCUUCUGGGGACUCUAUUUCUCCUGCCAGCACAAGUGCCCGUAUAGACGAAUUGGAUGAUUAUGUCGAAGGGUUGUCUUUGCUUCAUCUAGCAUGCCGCGUUGCGGACCUGGGCAUGGUUGAGCUACUCUUGCAGUACGGCGCCAAUGUAAACUCUACAGAUUCAAGAGGGCGAACACCACUUCAUCACUGCAUCAUGAAAGGCAGACCCAUGUACGCCAGGCUGCUGCUUUCCAGGGGGGCUGAUUCUCAAGCCACGGACAGAGAUGAUAGAACAGCAUUACAGUAUGCAAUGGAUGGCGGAGCCAUAGACGAUGAAGAGAUCCUUGUUUUGUUAGAGGACCCGAGUAGAUAAAUCAUGUAGGUAGUCAAGUCUCCAGUACCGGUGGGUGGCAUGGCGCCAAGUAUACCUCGCCGAUACUCUCAGUUUGUGUCAAGAGGAAGUUAUAGCUUUCUAGGGCCAUCUGCGGUUUUGGUCGCGGUUAGAGUGAAGGUGACCUGUUCAUCGUGGAUGCAGUUUGCAAGCUGUUUGGUUUUGUUUGCAGAUGUUGCGGUGUAAGUUUGUACAUUGGGAAGUGUCUGCCCGUUGUUGUGACAGUUGUACAUAUAGCGAUGAUGUGUCGUCGUAAUUCAUGCAAGAAUUAGAUUGGUGAGCUGAGAAAUGUGGCUGCCCUGA
Messenger RNA from Setaria italica (foxtail millet), 3215 nucleotides. RefSeq names its product ADP-ribosylation factor GTPase-activating protein AGD3. Gene Ontology annotation, cellular component: cytoplasm. Bases 381 to 2894 code for a protein of 837 amino acids. The transcript is spliced from 19 exons. Gene Ontology annotation, molecular function: GTPase activator activity; protein binding. The record is from RefSeq and is a predicted model, not a curated record. NCBI's taxonomy places the organism in Eukaryota, Viridiplantae, Streptophyta, Magnoliopsida, Poales, Poaceae.